CCCAAUACAGGUUAUAUGAUGGAACCCUCCCUGUGCUAGUCAUCACAGACCCAGAUAUGAUCAAGAAUGUGCUAGUGAAAGCAUUUUAUUCUGUCUUCACAAAUCGACAUCCUUUUGGUCCACCUGGAAUAAUGAAAAAAGGUGUAACACAAUCUGAGAAUGAAGAAUGGAAAAGAAUCAGAUCAUUGCUGACACCAACCUUUAGUAGUGGAAAACUGAAGGAGAUGUUCCACAUCAUCCAAGAAUAUGGAGACUUGCUGGUGAAAAACAUAAGUCAGGAAGUAGAGAAGGGCAAGAAUGUUACAACAAAAGAGUGAGUAGUGGUGCAUG
Messenger RNA from Peromyscus maniculatus bairdii (prairie deer mouse), 330 nucleotides. NCBI's taxonomy places the organism in Eukaryota, Metazoa, Chordata, Mammalia, Rodentia, Cricetidae. The record is from RefSeq and is a predicted model, not a curated record.